AUGCAGAGGGAGGAAGGAAAAGUUAAAGUUACGUUGAAAACGCGUGUGACGCUGUGUGAUCCAGGUUGCAAACCACCAUCGUCGCCCACUACCCCAGCACACCUUCUGCCUUCUUCAAUCUCACACAAUCCUUUCAUCUGCACGAAUAACAAAAUCAGUAACUUGCAUUUUCAAUUCCAAGCUUCUUUCGAGAUCGUGAAGACUGGAAUGGCUGAUACAAAACCAAAGAAGUCCAUCAUCUCCCUUACGUUGAACUAA
Messenger RNA from Marasmius oreades (fairy-ring Marasmius), 258 nucleotides. RefSeq lists its product as uncharacterized. The record is from RefSeq and is a predicted model, not a curated record. The transcript is spliced from 2 exons. NCBI's taxonomy places the organism in Eukaryota, Fungi, Basidiomycota, Agaricomycetes, Agaricales, Marasmiaceae. The coding region runs from base 1 to 258 and encodes 85 amino acids.